Molecule: messenger RNA, 1108 nt
Organism: Fomitopsis serialis
Lineage: Eukaryota; Fungi; Basidiomycota; Agaricomycetes; Polyporales; Fomitopsidaceae
Exons: 6
Coding region: 146-1066 (306 amino acids)
Source: RefSeq, a predicted model, not a curated record
AGAAUGGAGGGCACAGCCUGUGCGUGCGGCACCUGUGCGGCUGGCGACGCUGCGACGCAAGCAGUUCCAGGAUUUGCGCUCGUCGGAAGGCUCUCACCAUAUUGACGCACAUAACGCGACGCGAACUACACGAGGUGUUUGAGCUAUGUCUGGUUCCCCGUUGCGUAGCACAACUCCCUCAAAGUCUGAGCUGUCGCCUGCUUGUGAUGAUAAUGAUCCAAGCCCGAUAGACAGCGAACAUAGAGGAGCAUCUGCGGAAGCUUUAGAAGAGCAAGAGUCGGAUGACAAAAGACCUUCACCGCAAUUCCUACUAGACCCGUUGGAGCUAUUCGAGGUGAAGCCUAUGCAACAUGAUUUUGCGCACGAGUGCGUUCACAUCAGGUCAUGGAACAUCGACUCGGACGACGUCGACGACGACGGCGACGUUAGCCCGUGGUUCUAUGCGAUCUGCGGCAGUGAGCUGAAAGACGAUCUGAAUAACCAUAUGAUCAUGGCCCUACAAUGUCAAGACGCCGACCUCGCAGAUCGGAUAACGGGGAUGUAUCAACCCUCAGCUGUAAUACUGUCGUUCAACCUCGAGGCCCCUUCAAAUGCCGACAGUGACAGUCGUCACUCUGAUGCUCCCGAGCUGCGGGAGCACCUCCUUGCAUGCGCUACGUCUCCCUCACCAAUCGCUGCGUAUAUCUACUACCUCGGCUUUCUUGAACAUGUUUUCCGGAAAGUCCUGAAGUUAGCAGAAUGGUCGAAGGAGACAAGCGAUGCCGAGUGUGAUCUUCAAGAUAUCUCAUGUGCCGAAAUCGAGGGACGUGAGCCAGAGCACGAGCUGGAUGGAGUAUCAUUGAAGCGCAUUCCAGCGCAAUUUCCGAGGACCGUCGGGAGUUCCCAGAACUCUCUGCGAGUUAUGGCGACGUCGAGGUCGCAGAAAAUGUGGCAUACCAGGCGUACAGGCGACUUGGACCCGUGCUACCUCUGUACUUGCGACACGCAGACGCGGGAAUGUACCAAUGCUCGUUCUGGUUUUUCGUGGAGCGGACGCCCUAACGGAAACUCUGUCGGGAUAACUUGAAGAUGCUCUAUCGGCCGACAAUCCAUCGGACGACAGUCAUCC